AUGUCGACCAAAUUAGAUCUGUUGAUCACUUUGGUGGAUAAUUUGGAUGCAAGAUCGACUCAAUUGUUGAAUUCGAUUCAAGAAACUAACUAUUUGGUCACCGAUAUUAUGAGCUUGAAUAAUGAUAUUUCUAAGGCAGAUAAGACGAUAGAUUUAAUGGAUGAUUUAGUAUCAAGUAAUUACACAUAUUUGAGUGAAUUUGAAAAUUUGUAUGAAAGGUCCUUUUUGUUAGAAUCCAACAUGCAUUUGAACGAUGUUGUGACUAGUGAAACCACGUUAGAUAACUUGCGGCAAGAAUAUCGAUUUCUCGUGAACAGGUUCACAAGAAACGAUGAUUUUGUUUCUGAUCAUGAAACUCCGACGCAGGUGUCGGAAGAAGAGGCUACUGUAUCCACACAUUUCCAAACUCCCCCAAGGCUCCACAACUCGAUUUCGGUAUCGAACUUAAAAUUAAAGCCAAUACGAUGUAGAUCAAAAAGAAUGCCUACAAAGAAGGCAAGCAUGAGAGUUUUGAGUACAUCAACGGUAAAACUGGUAGAAAAAAGUGAAAUGUUACUGCUUAUACCAGACGAGGAUGAAAUAACUACACCAGUCUCUAACAUAGGAAAGAGACUGUCUACUCAUGAUUUGUUCAAUGCUCCGCUCCCUAAAAAAGUUGCAUUAUCAAAUAAUGAAGCCACGAUAACUGACAUCACUCAAUCUCCUCCUAGUAAAAUCAUGGACACUUUCAAAGACUACGGUAAUGAUGACUCAAACACAAUAUCCACAUCUCCAGAUUUGUUUGGUGAAUUACAUUCAAGAAUAAAGGUACGAUCCAACUCAUUGCCUGAAACUCCCAAAUUAGAGAAGUUUGAAUUAAACAGUUUUAACAUUCUUAAAUCUCAUACAUCAAACACUAAUUCGUCAAAUAUAUUUCAAGAUUGUAACAACGACAGUGAACUUUUAAGAUUAAAUAGAUUAAAGCAUUUCAUAUCUUCUGGUAAUGUUCAACGGCAUGUUUACAUGAAUCGAUGUGAAACAUCGCUUUCCAACCCCUUCCAACAGCAUAACAAUCAGUCUACUUUUGAGAAGACUCCAACCUUUACCCCUGUUGACAUGGAAAAUAAUAAUAUAGACCAAUUUGAUAUCGAGAGCAUAUCCGUGUGCUCAGAUUUUUCUGAGUAUCCCCCUGAAGAGCCAACUGAGGAAUUGGAUAAUUUUGAAAGUUUCUUACGAAAAUCAAGGAUUGAUUUAUCUCAAUCUUUUCCUAAUAUAAUUACAAAAGCAAAAUCACACGAUAGUGUCUUCACGAAUGAAGAAUUAGUAUCCUUGGCGGCUUCUGUUCCAUCGAAACUGUUCAAAUUUCACAAUCCAGUAGAAAACGUGAAUUUAAAUUCCCUGAAAGUUGCAACAACAACAGUAGAACCAAUUUAUUAUCAUGGAGGUGAUCAAAUAUCUCAUUCUAGUAGAGAUAAAAAUAAUAAAGGAAAUACGACUAAAUUAUUGAAUGAUGUCAUGUCGAAAACUGAUCGAAAAGAAGCCUCAACUACUAAAACACCUAAUAGAAUAAAAAAGUCAUUAUUCAAUUUUAAUAUUCCUUCACCAUCUAAGUCAAUACAAGGGGAAUCAUUACCGGAUUCUAACGUACGCCGUGGUAGUUUUGAUUUAGUAAGUAAGUCUUUAACGGAUAGUUUCAUGAAUUUUGUUAAUACAGGAGCCCUCGAAAAGUUAAAAAAAUAUGAACCACAUUCUAGUUCAAGCGACUGCAAAUCAAAGUCUAUAAAUGUUUUUGAACAAACUAAUAACGCUAAGGAGAGACCUAUCGUAAUUAGAAAUGAUACCCUGAUUAAAAGAUUGCCCCCAAGAAGGAAGGAUGGGGCACAUUCAAAUUUAAUUAUCGGACCCAAUAGAACCAAAAUAGUUAAUCAUGGAGACCAGUCUAUUUUUAAGAAACCUUUGAUGACAAAAGUUAGUCGUAAUUCGUUAAAUGAAGCUUUAAGUCAAAGUAUAUUAUAA
Debaryomyces fabryi is the source of this 1995-nucleotide messenger RNA. RefSeq lists its product as uncharacterized. The record is from RefSeq and is a predicted model, not a curated record. The transcript has a single exon. Lineage: Eukaryota; Fungi; Ascomycota; Pichiomycetes; Serinales; Debaryomycetaceae. Bases 1 to 1995 code for a protein of 664 amino acids.